GUCAGCUUCCUUAUUGCUUCAACAUUCCAACUCUCUGCAACCCCACACCUAUGCAUAUAUUAUCUGUAUAUAAUUCUCAAUUAUUCCAAAAAAUUUCUCCAGUUCCCCAUUUUACCCUCACCCUUUUCUUUCUCAAUCCUUUAGUUACUUCUGUCCGUCUUCUUGGUCUCCUUAUAUAUAUAUUUGCAAAAGCAAACAAUAUAAAAAUCAUCCUCAUCUUCCUCUGUCUAUCUGUACAAACACCUGCAAAAGUUUAUAACUUUGGCAUUAUCUUUCUUCCGCCAUAAUAGAAAAAGUGAAAUGCCUGGGCUACUUAUGGAUACAUAUAAUGGGGACAAUGGAGUGGAAGAACCGAAUGGGGAAUACACACCUCGAAAGGAAAGCUGUACACUGCAAGGCUCACCAAGAACUCCAUUGAGUCCUGGAACACCACAAAGUGACUCCAUUGAUCUGGCCAUAGAUGGGGUCAUUGACACUUCUAUUGAGCAGCUCUAUCACAAUGUCUGUGAGAUGCAGAGCUCUGAUCAAUCACCAUCAAGGGCUAGUUUCUUUUCGUACGGUGAGGAAUCGAGAAUCGAUUCAGAAUUACGCCAUCUUGUUGGAGACAUUGAGGAUGUGGAGAUUACAAAAGAAGUUGUCAUGGAAAAAAAAGAGGGAAGCAAUGUUGGUGGCUCAACUCCUGACAAAGUAAUUGGUUCUGCUGCUAGAAUGUCUGCAAGAAAGGCCAAGAACCAAUCUGCAAGUGACGAGAAGCUUCUGCAUUUGCCAGCGGAUUCUGAAGCAUCAGCUAAAUCAAUCCCCAAGAGCAAAUCUCCCCAUGAGAGACCUCCAGUAGCUAAUAAGAGACAUGAGAGAAAUGCAAGAAGAACAAAUGCAGUUGUUCGGAUGAACAAGCAGAGAAUUUUCGGUUUGCGCGGAGCAAAAUUUCAGAAUGGGAUGGAUAGUCUCAUGGAAGAUGAUGGACUUGAUAACCCAGACCUUGGACCAUUCCUACUAAAACAAACAAGGGAUAUGAUCUCCUCAGGUGAAAAUCCACAGAAAGCACUUGAAUUUGCUCUCAGGGCAAUGAAAUCGUUCGAGAAAUGUUCAGAUGGGAAACCCGGUUUGGAGAUGGUCAUGUGCUUGCAUGUAUUGGCUGCAAUACACUGCAAGUUGCGCCAAUAUGAUCAAGCAAUUCCGCUUCUCGAACGCUCGAUCGCUAUUCCAGUGAUAGAGGACGGCCAAGAGCAUGCACUGGCCAAGUUUGCAGGGUGCAUGCAAUUAGGUGAUACGUAUGCUAUGAUGGGUCAAAUUGAGAAUUCAAUACUGUUUUAUACAGCAGGUCUGGAAAUCCAGAGGCAAGUAUUGGGAGAAACAGAUCCUAGAUUCGGCGAGACAUGUCGGUAUGUAGCUGAGGCCAAUGUUCAAGCACUGCAGUUUGAUGAGGCUGAGAAGCUUUGUCAGAUGGCUCUUGACAUCCACAAGGAAAAUGCUUCCCCUGCUUCUCUUGAAGAAGCAGCAGAUAGGAGGCUCAUGGGACUUAUCUGUGACUCGAAAGGAGACCAUGAAGCUGCUCUUGAGCAUUAUGUUUUAGCAAGCAUGGCUAUGGCUGCCAAUGGCCAAGAAAUCGAUGUGGCUUCCAUUGAUUGCGGCAUCGGAGAUGCGUAUCUAUCUUUGGCUCGCUAUGAUGAGGCAAUUUUCUCCUAUCAGAAAGCUCUCACUGUGUAUAAGUCCAGAAAAGGAGAAAGUCAUCCUGCUGUGGCCUCAGUUUUUGUCCGUUUAGCUGAAUUGUACAACAAGAUAGGGAAGUUCAGAGAAUCCAAAUCAUACUGCGAAAAUGCGCUUCGAAUCUAUACCAAGCCUAAUCAUGGAAUUCCAUCAGAGGAGAUUGCCAGUGGCUUGAUUGAUGUUUCUGCUAUCUACCAAUCCAUGAAUGAAUUAGAACAAGCUCUCAAGUUGCUCAAGAAAGCUUUGAAAAUAUUUGGUGAUGCACCAGGUCAACACAACACAAUUGCAGGAAUUCAAGCCCAGAUGGCUGUGAUGUAUUAUAUGAUAGGAAAGUAUUCAGAAUCUUACAACAUCUUCAAAAGUGCAAUAUCGAAGUUCAGGGCCAGUGGAGAGAAGAAAACUGCCUUGUUUGGGAUUGCUCUAAACCAAAUGGGACUUGCUUGUGUGCAAUGUUACUCCAUAAAUGAAGCUGCAGACCUCUUUGAAGAAUCCAGGACUAUAUUGGAAAAGGAAUAUGGACCAUAUCAUCCUGAUACAUUGGGGGUCUAUAGUAAUUUGGCUGGAACAUAUGAUGCAAUGGGAAGGUUGGAUGAUGCCAUUGAAAUUUUAGAAUAUGUUGUUGGCAUGAGAGAAGAGAAACUAGGGACAGCAAAUCCGGAUGUGGACGACGAGAAGAGGAGGUUGGCAGAGUUGUUGAAAGAGGCAGGCAGAGUUCGAAACAGGAAACCCAGAUCACUAGAAACUCUUCUUGACGCCAACACCCAAAUUACACAAGGUGACACUAUUGAGGUAAUAUAAUGCCGGUGUUGUACAUAGAGAGGUUUCGUGUGUAUUAUAUGUCAAUUUAGGACUUGAUUUGUGUUUUGUCAAAUUGUUGUUGGCCAAUGUGCAAAAGAAAAAAAAAAUGGAAUAGAAAAAAUAAGUGAAUGAUAUUGACAAGCAGAGAAGGAGAUUCUGUUUACCGAAUUUGUUAAAUUCUUAUAUCAAAAGGUGUCAAGAAAAAAAAAAUUACAUUUUUUGCUUAAUUGUUUUUUUAAGGUAUGAUGAAGUUCCUCUAUCACAUUCUUCUCUGUAUGUCUCAAUCUCAAUAAAGAAUUGUUGGAAUAUCAUUUUCUUUU
Messenger RNA from Ziziphus jujuba (common jujube), 2825 nucleotides. Its product is annotated as protein KINESIN LIGHT CHAIN-RELATED 2. NCBI's taxonomy places the organism in Eukaryota, Viridiplantae, Streptophyta, Magnoliopsida, Rosales, Rhamnaceae. Gene Ontology annotation, molecular function: protein binding. The record is from RefSeq and is a predicted model, not a curated record. The transcript has 3 exons. The coding region runs from base 301 to 2505 and encodes 734 amino acids.